UGGAUCUGGCCAAUAACUUUAGCCCCCUUUUUGCAUACCAUUGAUGUUUUGUCACCUCUGAGUCAAUGUCUUCCAGCUUGGGAAGGCGUCUUCACACCUUUUCACAGGAAGACCAUAGCCAGCAGACCUUUGCAAAGGCUACAGCAAGUAACUGUCAGGCUUGCAUGUCAUUGUCUACCCCUUCAUUGGCUUCCAAAGGAAGGUGGGAUGAAGAAACGUCCUGUUAGAUCAGGAAAAAACCUUGCCUAGCUCAGCAUCCUGCUUUCCACCGUGACCCAACUAGAUGCCUCCAGGAUAUCCCCAAGCAAGGUGUGAAACUGUUGCCCCUUUUCAGUUGGUGGUUCUGAGUAGCUGUUUUGUUGCCCACUUGAAUAAGCCUGUGGUCGUAUGUUGAGUGUGAAGCAGAGUGUGAAGGUCCUUCUAUUCCUUCCUUGGUUGUUGUGGGCUGUCAACCCAUUUCCAUCUCACUCUGACCCUGUGAAUGAGAGAACUUCUGGAAGACUGGGUUGUUAAUAGUCCUGGUUCAGGUUUUGCAAAUGAAAAGCCAUAGCUUCCUUUAUUGAGUUAAUGCCUCUCAUGCUCGGUCUUCCUCUCUUCCUGCUGCUUUCCGCUUUUCCCAACAUUCUUGCCUUUUCAAGCAAAUCCUUUCAUGAUGGGCCCAAAGUUAUUUCUAAUUGAUUUUUAGGCCCUUCUUCUCUUCCAGGGCUCUGAGAAGUAAUCUUUUUGUCUUUCCAGGAGGUGACGUGCAGAAGACAGAAGAAAACGAACCCGAACCAUACAAAUGGGUGGGAAAAGCCAGUUGGGAAGAGUGGUGGACAAAAACUGAGGAGAAAGAUCGGUGGAUGAGGGAGUUUUCUCUUUUGCACAACGCGGACUUUUACGAAAUCCCAAUCCGAGAAAAAACAGAAUGGAGCCAAUGCAUUCUUUGUGGGGAAAACGUCAGUGGUAAAUCCAACCUCGUUGCUCACUGGGAGAGUCACACCAGGAAGAAACUGCAUAAAUGCUUGGAGUGUGGGAAGAGUUUCGGGUCGAGCAAAUAUCUCAUUUGUCACCAGCGAAUCCACACAGGAGAGAAACCGUAUAAAUGCACCGAGUGCGGACAGAGUUUCUGCUGGCCCAACUCCCUUACAUUACACCAGAUGAACCACACAGGGAAAAAACCCUUUAAAUGCUCGGAGUGUGGAAAGAGCUUCAGUAGAAGGGGAAGCCUCGCUUGUCAUCGAAGAAUUCAUACAGGGGAGAGGCCAUAUAAAUGUCUGGAAUGUGGAAAGCAGUUUAUUCAUAGCACCAGCCUCACUUACCACCAACGACAUCAUUCCGGAGUGAAGCCGUACAAAUGCCUGGAGUGCGGGAAGCGGUUCAGUCACAGGACAAGCCUCAGUUACCAUCACCAGCAUCACUCGGGGCAGAAACCCUAUAAAUGCCUGGAGUGCGGGAAGAGCUUCAGCACGAGGCAGUACCUCACAUGCCAUCAAAGAAUCCACACCGGGGAAAAGCCCUACAAAUGCCUGGUGUGUGGAAAGAUGUUCAUGCACAGUGCAAGCCUCAGUUACCACCAGCGUCUUCACACGAGGGAGAAGCCACAUCAAUGUGUGGAGUGCGGUAAGAGCUUCACCUCAAGACACAGCCUCGUGUGCCAUCAAAGAAUCCACAUCGAAGGAGCGCCGUUUCAAUGCCUGGAAUGCGGAAAGAGCUUCAGAAGGCGCACCAGCCUGACCUCCCACCAGCAAAGCCACAUGGGGGUGAAGCCCUACCAAUGCUUGGAAUGUGGGAAGAGCUUUACAACCAGCAAAUACAUCAUUGCCCAUCAGAGAAUCCACACGGGAGAGAAGCCAUUUAGAUGUUCGGAGUGUGGUAAGAGCUUCUGUUGGGCCAACUCCCUCAGUUUACAUCAAAUCGUCCAUACCGGGGAGAAGCCACAUAAAUGCUUAGAAUGUGGGAAAAGCUUCAGCAGGAGCACCAGUCUGAAGGCCCAUCAGAGAAUCCACACUGGGGAGAAACCCUACAAAUGCUUGGUGUGUGGAAAGAACUUCAGCACUAGCCGAUACCUCGCCAGCCACCAGAGGAUUCACAUCGCCGAUAAAGCCUUUAAAUGCUUGGAAUGUGGGAAGAGCUUCAGCACCAGUAAGUACCUCACUUGCCAUCAAAGGAUUCAUACCGGGGAAAAGCCGUUCCAGUGCUUGGAGUGUGGAAAGAGCUUCUGUUGGUCUAACUCACUUGCUUUACAUCAAAGAAGUCACACAACAGAGAAGCCUCUGAAAUAUUAGAAGAGAGCCCAAGGAAAAUGUUUUACUUCUCAUCCCCAAAGUUAUGCUGGGGAGCCCAAGAGGUAUCUACAGAAAGAGCUUUUGCUCCGAGCAAAGCCUCACAAGGUGUUCGAAUCCAUAGCGGAGUAGGAAACGUGUUGUUAUAGCGUGACCUCAGUGAAAUAAACAAAUGAAAAGAAACCUGUAAAGAUUCUGUGCGGGGGGAAAACCACGGAAACACCUGGGCUGUGGAAGGGGAGGUUCACUUCAAGCAGAAGUCUCUCCUUCCUAGCAAAGAAUUCGCUCAGAACAGGUACCGUCUGGAGGUUUGGAGAUGUGUAUAUGUGUGUAUGAGUGUGAACUUUAAUGAACCACACAAGAGUCUGGAGAGAAGAAGGAGGAAUUUCAUGCCCAGUACAGGCCAUAGGGGCCAAUUUGGAGUGCAUCAGGAUGACCAUACUUGUCGUUAGUCUUAACAAGAUGGCGUUCAUGGGAGUCAGGACAGAGGUGAUCCCACCUCUUCUGGGUAAAGCGCCGCCUUCACUUAGCAACCCGGUGUAUAACCUGGUGUUCCUGCUAGAAACAGCUUUGCAAGGCCAGGUUAUGAUGUUGUCUGGAAGGGACUAUUCCAGCUUCAGCGGGUGUAUUGCCAGCACCCCUUUUAUUAUGGAGCUGGAUUGUCAUUAAGAAGGGCUGGAGGAGACCUAAGCCCUGUUUUAAUCUGAUUGUUGCGAACUGGUUGUCGAUGGAAAGCCCACCCACAGGAUAGGAAUGCCCUGCUGCCUCCAUUCUGGAUCUCUAGCACCCACACUUCGGUCGUUUUCAAGCUAUUUAUUACGGAUGCCUUUGAAGACUGUCUGGUUCAGGCUGCCGUGCUGUCAAGUCUUGCAAGCAGUUUACGGUUCGGAUUUUGUGUCAUUUCACUGGGCUCAGGCUCAGUUGAAAGUGUGGCUCAUGACUUCCAAAGGCAUGGAGGGGACAGGACUGUCCAGCAGUGGCAGUGCGGCCCAAGGGACGGAGCCUUUUGAGUGUUGGUGCCGAGACAGCGGCACAGCCAGCUGACGAAAUUUCACUUGGCCUUGUCUUGGCUCAUCUUUUCAGAAGGAAUUGAAGACACCUCUUUUAUAUUCAGUGUCCUGCUGCCAUUUAGAAAAGGGAUAUUUGGAUUUCAUGGACAACAGAUUCCAUUGUUCCCCUAUUCCGAGAGUUCUACCUGACUUACGGAUACCUAAUGUGGCUCACCUGGGAGAAAAGGCCUAAAC
Pogona vitticeps (central bearded dragon) is the source of this 3508-nucleotide messenger RNA. The record is from RefSeq and is a predicted model, not a curated record. NCBI's taxonomy places the organism in Eukaryota, Metazoa, Chordata, Lepidosauria, Squamata, Agamidae.